Messenger RNA from Linum trigynum, 2484 nucleotides. The record is from the annotation of a GenBank genome assembly. NCBI's taxonomy places the organism in Eukaryota, Viridiplantae, Streptophyta, Magnoliopsida, Malpighiales, Linaceae.
AAAAUAAAAGAAAUCAGAAAAAACGAAACGAAAUAACAUAAAUCAAGUAGAACCGCAGAAGAAGCAGUACACAUAUCCAACUCUGACCCUAACAAUUAACAUAGGUCAGCUAAUAUCCGCCCCCAAGCGACGGAUCUAGGGGGCCGUCCCCGGGCCACGACCCAUCCCUCUCCGGACUCAAAGCUCAUACGGGGCGGGCGCACUUGUAAAUUUUGAAUUUUGGGUAUAUAUUUCAAAUGUUUAUAGAGUUACGAACUAGCCCUCUUCAUCAUUUUUUAAAUACGACCCAGUACUCUAACCUGUUCCGAAUCCGCCCUAACAUAGGUCCAAUGGAGUAAUGCAGGACGGUAGUAGUUCCAAUGAGGCAAUGACCAUCCCUAACUGACAUACGACCCAUACCUGUAUAUGUACAUUCUACUUCCUUCCUACCCCCAUUCCUUUUCCUAUUCUUUGAUGGAGUCCGAGUAAUUAAACCCUCCCACUACCUACAAUUUGGCUUGUCAUAAAUAAAGCCCCUUCCUUCCUUCCUUCAUUCAUCUCCCUCUCCCAGUCUCUCUCUGCCUCUGCGUGUAUAUAUACACACACACACAGAAAUAAUACACAGCAACGCAAACAUAGCAUUGCCUUGUUAUUCUUACUUAGUUAUUGGUCACUUAACUUUCGCCUUCCUUGCUAAUAUUUAUAUACCUUCCGUCCGUCCGUCCAUCGCCUCCUCUGUUCUCCUCUGCGGGCCGGAAUCGAGAAGCAGCGUACGUACGUCUGUCAUGGUGAGCAUAAUUUCGCUGGUGACAGGAAGGGCCGGACCGAGCGGGUUCGGUUCGGCUUCCACCGCCGAGCUUGUCACCGAAGGAAUCGACGCCUCCCAUCUCACCGUCCUCAUCACCGGAGGUGCAAGCGGGAUCGGACUGGAGACGGCAAGAGUAAUGGCACAACACAAAGCCCACGUCAUCAUCGGCGCGAGGAACAUGGAAGCUGCAAGCAGGGCCAAACACCUCAUCCUCAAGCACACUCCGAGCGCCCGUGUCGACGUGCUGCAGCUGGACCUGGCUUCUACCAGAUCCGUCAGAGCUUUUGCCGACAGCUUCAAGGCUCUCAAUCUGCCCCUCAACGUCUUAAUAAACAAUGCAGGAGUGAUGUUCUGCCCUUACCAGCAGUCUGAAGACGGGAUCGAGAUGCAGUUCGCUACCAAUCAUCUGGGUCAUUUCCUGCUGACGAACCUGCUGCUGGACAAAAUGAAGGAGACAGCUCGAGCUACAGGUGUGGAAGGCAGGAUCGUGAACCUGUCCUCCAUUGCUCACAUCCACACUUACCGACACGCCAUCCUCUUUGACGAUAUCAACGACAAGAAACGUUACUCGGACAAAAGGGCGUAUGGGCAGUCCAAGCUGGCCAACAUCCUGCAUGCCAAAGAGCUCUCCCGACGCUUCCAGGAAGAAGGAGUGAACAUUACAGCAAACGCAGUGCAUCCAGGGUUAAUCAUGACUCCUCUUUUCAGAUACUCUGCCAUUUCCAUGAGGAUUUUGAAGUUCUUUUCCAGCUUCCUAUGGAAGAACGUGCCUCAGGGAGCUGCGACGACGUGCUACGUGGCGCUGCACCCAGCGAUGAAAGGUGUGACGGGGAAAUACUUUGCCGACUGCAACGAGAUUCAACCAAGCUCCCACGCCAGGGACGAAAUGCUGGCCAGGAAGCUCUGGGAUUUCAGCAACAAGCUCGUCAACUCUGCUGCCUCUUCCAAAGCUUAAUCAAACACAAAAUUCAUAUUUCUACAUUGCCCUUCUUUUUUUUCCCUUCCCCUUUAUUGAACGAAAUAUAUAUGGUUAUCAACUUAUCAACUUAUCAAAUCUCAUGGAUGUUUGAUUGUUAGUUAGCGUGCGCCGUGGACAGGAACACUGUUGUUGCUCGUUUGCUAGUUUUCCUUCCCAUUAUGUCUCAGUGACACGUACAUCGUCUCAGCCAAUCCCCGUGUGACACGGCAUUGAGAUGCAAAGGGACGAUUGCAACCUCCAGAACAAAUACGUACAGCUUUCUUCAAUUCCCUGUAUGUCACAACGUCGCUAUCCUCUGCUUUCAUUCUGCAAUAAUAAUUCCUUCCCAACCGUUGUUUUGAAUGCGCCAUUUAAAGAGAGUCCUUCAUUUUUGGAAGGAUCUCAGACCAACCACAGCAAGCACCACUUCUUUUUUUUCUCUGUUUCAACUAAUCCUCGGAGAGGCCCCAGCCAGUACCCAAGCUAAUCUUGGCACAGCCAUAACUCUACUGUGAAGCUGAGCUUGUAAAAACUGAUUGUGAAGUUUUUCUAGAGUAUGGGGAUACUUGGAACCCUAGCUAGGGUUGUUGUUUGAAGAAAAGGGGAAGGAGAAGUAGACUUGUUUGUUUAGAGAGUAACUAGAAACAUUGCGAUUAGUACAUGACAAAUGCGUUCAAGAGUUGUACUACAUUCACAAUUUGAGCAAGUUUUACUUGUGCAAUAACUUAAUUGAUGACAA